Eutrema salsugineum is the source of this 3225-nucleotide messenger RNA. Its product is annotated as protein FAR-RED ELONGATED HYPOCOTYL 3. Lineage: Eukaryota; Viridiplantae; Streptophyta; Magnoliopsida; Brassicales; Brassicaceae. The coding region runs from base 337 to 2877 and encodes 846 amino acids. The record is from RefSeq and is a predicted model, not a curated record. Gene Ontology annotation, biological process: regulation of DNA-templated transcription. Gene Ontology annotation, molecular function: zinc ion binding. The transcript has 8 exons.
GACAAGAGAGAAACCCUAGAAAACCAAAAAAAAAGAGGAAAUUCGUGCCUCCUUACCUCCCACUCGCUUCCUUAGAUCGCGUGAACACCACACACGAGAUUUCUCUCUUCUCUCUUCCCUCUUCUCUCUAUCGUCCUCUUCCUUUCGCAGAUCGAAAACGCCAACUCGCACCGAUUGGCGCGUGCGUUGCCUUCUUCUUCCUCGAAUCUUCGUCUUUCUUGAGAUUAUAGAUUGGUUUCUUUCGAUUCUUCUUGUUUUCCCAAUCUCUCUGCUCUUCGUACCAGUGUUGCAGGGAGUCUGCUUCCUUAAAUUAUAGGAAAAAAGUUAUCUUUUGUCAUGGAUAUAGAUCUUCGACUACAUUCAGGUGACCUCUGCAAGGAAGGUGAUGAUGAUAGAGGACUUGACAAUGUGUUGCAGAACGAGCACAAGCUUCAUGAUGCUGAUGAAGAUAUGGACAUUGGCAAAAUCGAGGACGUCACUGUCGAGGUACAAACCGAUGACAGUGUAGGCAUGGGUGUUCCAACGGUGGAGUUGGUUGAAUACACAGAAGGUACGAACCCUGAACCUUUCAACGGUAUGGAGUUUGCGUCACACGGCGAGGCGUAUUCGUUUUACCAGGACUAUUCUCGAGCGAUUGGAUUCAACACUGCGAUACAGAACAGUCGUAGGUCAAAGACGACGAGAGAGUUUAUAGAUGCCAAGUUUGCUUGCUCUAGGUAUGGUACUAAAAGAGAGUAUGACAAGUCUUUUAACAGGCCACGAGCUAGGCAGAGCAAGCAAGACCCUGAGAAUAUGGCUGGUCGACGAACGUGUGCGAAAACAGAUUGCAAAGCUAGCAUGCAUGUUAAGAGAAGGCCUGAUGGGAAAUGGGUGAUUCAUAGCUUUGUGAGGGAGCAUAAUCAUGAGCUUUUACCUGCACAAGCUGUGAGUGAGCAGACUAGAAAGAUAUAUGCUGCUAUGGCUAAGCAGUUUGCGGAAUACAAAACUGUUAUUAGCCUGAAAAGCGAUUCGAAGAGUUCUUUUGAGAAAGGUCGGAGUUUAUCAGUGGAGACGGCGGAUUUCAAAGUCCUGCUUGACUUCUUGUCACGGAUGCAAAUCUUGAAUUCCAACUUCUUUUAUGCGGUGGAUCUUGGCGAUGAUCAGCGGCUGAAGAAUGUGUUUUGGGUAGAUGCAAAGAGCAGGCAUAACUAUGGCAGCUUUUGUGAUGUUGUUUCUCUAGAUAUCACAUACGUUAGAAACAAGUACAAGAUGCCACUUGCUGUUUUUGUUGGAGUGAACCAGCACUACCAGUAUAUGGUCCUUGGGUGUGCUUUGAUAUCCGACGAGAGUGCAGCAACAUUUUCUUGGUUAAUGGAGACCUGGCUGAAAGCGAUGGGUGGACAAGCUCCAAAGGUUUUGAUCACUGAGCAAGAUGUUGUAUUGAACUCCAUUGUCCCCGGAAUCUUCCCCAAUACCCAACAUUGCCUUUUUCUUUGGCAUGUUUUGAUUAAGGUUUCUGAGAAUCUUGGUCAAGUUGCUAAGCAACAUGAAAAUUUUACAUCAAAGUUCGAGAAGUGCAUCUAUAAAUCAUGGAAGGAGGAAGACUUUGCUAGAAGAUGGUGGAAGAUUCUUUCUAGAUUCGGCCUCAAAGACGAUCAGUGGAUGCAGUCGUUAUAUGAAGACCGCAGGAAAUGGGCACCGACCUACAUGACUAAUGUUCUUUUGGCAGGGAUGUCUACACCUCAAAGAGCUGAUAGUGUUAACGCCUUCUUCGACAAGUACUUGCAUAAGAAGACUAGUGUACAAGAAUUUGUGAAACUAUAUGAUACAAUUUUGCAAGAUAGAUGUGAAGAAGAAGCCAAAGCUGAUUCUGAAUCGUGGAACAAGCAGCCAGCAAUGAAGUCUCCAUCGCCUUUUGAGAAGAGUGUUUCUGAAGUCUAUACUCCUGCUGUAUUCAAAAAAUUCCAGAUUGAAGUUUUGGGUGCAAUUGCGUGUAGUCCCAGAGAGGAGAACCGAGAUGCAACUUGUUCUACUUUUAGAGUUCAGGAUUUUGAAAACAACCAGGACUUCAUUGUAACAUGGAACCAAGCAAAGGCUGAAGUCUCUUGCAUCUGUCGGUUAUUUGAGUACAAAGGCUAUCUCUGCAGACACACGCUUAAUGUUCUUCAGUGUUGUCAUCUUUCUUCCAUCCCCUCGCAGUACAUAUUGAAGCGGUGGACAAAAGAUGCAAAAAGCCGGCAUUUUUCAGGAGAACCUCAGCAGUUGCAGAGUAGGCUGCAGCGGUAUAACGACUUGUGCCAACGAGCGUUGAAGCUGAAUGAAGAGGCAUCGUUCUCUCAAGAGAGUUACAAUAUUGCAUUCCUUGCCAUUGAAGAAGCUUUGGGAAAUUGUGCUAGUGUUAAUACUUCCGGCAGAAGUCUUCCAGAUGUGGUCACCUCGCCAACUCAAGGUCUGAUUUCCGUCGAGGAGGAUAACCAGAGCAGAAUUGCUGGCAAGACAAGCAAAAAAAAGAAUCCAACUAAGAAAAGAAAAGUGAACUCAGAGCAGGAGGUUAUGCCAGUUGCAGCGCCAGAAAGCUUGCAACAGAUGGAUAAGUUGAGCCCAAGGACAGUCGGCAUUGAAAGUUAUUAUGGAACACAGCAGAGCGUGCAGAACAUGGUCCAGCUGAAUUUAAUGGCGCCAACUCGCGAUAAUUUCUAUGGGAAUCAGCAAACAAUUCAAGGAUUGCGACAGUUGAACUCAAUAGCGCCAAGCUACGACAGUUACUACGCUGCUCAGCAAGGCAUCCAUGGACAGGGAGUUGAUUUCUUCAGGCCACCCAAUUUUCCUUAUGAUAUCCGGGAUGAUCCUAAUGUGAGGACUACGCAGUUGCAUGAGGACGCAUCUAGACACUCAUAGACAAAACUAUAGCCCAACUGCGAAGCAAAUCUCAAAAUGCUUUGGAUGAAAGGUUCAAAUCUCUGUAGAACAGACGCCAACAAGCACUAGAAAGAAGCUCAUUUGACACACUGAGGUUUGGAACAGAACAAGAGCAUGAUCUGUUUUUAUCUGCUCACGUGUUUAAUAGGAUGUUGUAUUGUUUCGCUUAUUAUCCCAGAGAUUCGCUUCUGUUAAUAUUGUUCGUGUUUGUAUUGUUAGUUCAGAUGAUCACCAAGCUUUGAUCAUUGACUGCUCGAUUUUAGAGGGAAAAAAACAGUGUUUAGAGAUAUUCUCUAUUUGUAAACUCUUGUUAAUUCUUUUGAUCAA